Molecule: messenger RNA, 801 nt
Organism: Fraxinus pennsylvanica
Lineage: Eukaryota; Viridiplantae; Streptophyta; Magnoliopsida; Lamiales; Oleaceae
Source: the annotation of a GenBank genome assembly
AUGAACACUACAUACAAAUUUAGUCCAUUUUGUCCCAAAGGUGAUGCUGACCAAGCAACGUAUUUUAUUACUAGGAGGUCACUUCCGGCUUUUAAAGAAGUUGGUCUAACAUGCUUUCGAGAUCUGUUCAUAAACCGUGUUGGAACCUGGACUCUCUUUCAGAUAUACAUAGAGUUAAAUGGAAAAGUAAGGGAUGCAGUUAUAUCUCUUAUUGAUCAAGAGCGAGAAGGUGAGCAAAUUGAUCGUGCUUUGCUGAAGAACAUAUUGGAUAUAUUUGUUGAAAUUGGAAUGGGGCAAAUGGAUUAUUAUGAGAAUGAUUUUGAAGAAGCAAUGCUCAAGGACACUGCAGUAUAUUAUUCUCGGAAGGCUUCUAACUGGAUCUUGGAAGAUUCAUGUCUGGACUAUAUGCUGAAAGCUAUGUAUAAAGUACAACACGAGUUGUUGUCCGUGUAUGCAACCCAAUUGCUUGAGAAGGAGCACUCCGGAUGUCACGUGUUGCUUAGGGAUGACAAGGCUCUCAAGGAGGCGUCUGAAGUCAUCUGCAACAAGAGUGUUUCUGAAAGUUCUAGUGCAGAACUUCUUGCCCCGUUUUGUGAUAAAAUUCUCAAAAAUGGUGGGAGUAAAAAAUUGAGUGAUGAAGCCAUUGAAGAGACAUUGGAGAAGGCUGCUGCCAUGCUUCUAUUCAAUGCCUCAGAUAGGUUGAGUUACCAGGAAAUCAUGACUCAAUCGAACCUGUCAGAUGAUGAUUUCAUUAGGUUGCUUCAUUCGCUUUCAUGUGCGAAGUAUAAGAUUCUUAACUAG